UAACCAUGGAUAUCAGUAAGACCACAUGCCUAGACAUUAAGUUGAGUAUCUAAAAUUAGGCAUGUUACAUUCUGUAGUUGGUGGACUGGGUUUCAAUACUCUGGUAUUCAUUGAGGAGACAUCACAAGCACAGGGAGACUGCAGCAAGCUUAAAACGAAGAUGGCAUCAUAUCUGUAUGAAUGCCUUUGUGAGGCAGAACUUGAAAAAUAUUAUCCUCAGUUUGUUGCUCUUGGUCUUCAGAGGAUAGAUGAACUAGCCAAGAUUGCCAUGAAAGAUUAUACCAAACUAGGGGUCCAUAACAUGAAUGAUCGCAAACGCCUGUUUCAGCUCAUUAGAAUUAUCAAAAUUAUGCAGGAAGAAGAAGAAAGAGUAGACAUGACCAAACAAGAUUUGCAACCAUGUGACCUCUAUGUCCAACCUCAGGUGACCAAGGCAGGUCCUCGUAGACAGCUACGUUUUGAGUCUCUCUUUGAGAAAAAGGAUGGAACAAUUAAAGACUGUGAACUUGCAUUGCACAGUUUGCCUGAGAUUUGUGCUAAUGAAGAGAAGGAAAGUUUGGUGGAAAUGUUAGGACAUGUUCUGCCAGAGGACUCAGAGGACAAUAAAAUAACCAGAAGAGACAUCCUGAAUGCUCCAGGAAUGUGCACGCAAAAUGAACUGGGCUGUCCUACAACAUAUUCCUCAAAUAAUAUUGCCCCUCUUUUGGGAGAUUCUGAAGCUCCCGUCAUACAAAGAGUAACUCAUAUUUCCGGAUAUAAUUAUGGACUACCUCAUUCUUGUGUCAGAUCUAAUACCUUUGAGAAGGAGAUGCCAUGGACAGCGACUGACAAAAUCCGAGUAUGUGUCCGAAAACGCCCGCUGGGCCUGAGAGAGGAGCGGCGAGGGGAAGUUAAUAUCAUCACAGUGGAAGAUAAAGAAACUCUUCUUCUCCAUGAGAAGAAGGAGGCAGUUGAUCUUACCCAGUAUGUUUUGCAGCAUGUUUUUUAUUUUGAUGAAGUCUUUGGGGAGGCAUGUACCAAUCAGGAUGUGUAUAUGAAGACUGCUCAUCCUCUCAUACAGCACAUUUUUAACGGAGGCAACGCCACUUGCUUUGCAUAUGGACAGACAGGUGCUGGUAAGACCUACACUAUGAUAGGGAGUCACCAGAAUCCAGGACUGUAUGCACUGGCUGCUAAAGACAUCUUUAGACAACUAGAGGCAUCCCAAUCAAGGAGAGAGCUCCAUGUAUGGAUCAGUUUUUAUGAGAUCUACUGUGGACAGCUUUAUGAUCUGCUAAAUGGAAGGAGAAGACUUUUUGCAAGAGAAGAUAGUAAGCAUGUUGUACAAAUAGUUGGCCUGCGUGAGAUUCAAGUGGAUGCUGUAGACCUAUUAUUAGAGGUAAUUUUGAAGGGUGGGAAGGAACGUAGCACUGGGGCGACUGGAGUCAACUCAGAUUCCUCCCGUUCUCAUGCUAUCAUCCAGAUUCAGAUUAAAGACACUGCAAACAGAAUGUUUGGGAGGAUCUCUUUCAUUGACCUGGCUGGCAGCGAGAGGGCAGCUGAUGCCAGAGACUCAGACAAACAAACAAAAAUGGAAGGAGCAGAAAUAAACCAAAGCCUUUUAGCUCUAAAAGAAUGUAUUCGAGCUCUGGAUCAGGAACAUGCUCAUACUCCUUUCAGGCAAAGCAAAUUAACUCAGGUACUAAAAGAUUCUUUCAUUGGAAAUUCUAAGACGUGUAUGAUCGCUAAUGUGUCACCUAGCCACAUAGCUACGGAACACACUCUGAACACGUUACGAUACGCUGACAGGGUAAAAGAACUGAAGAAAGGGAUUAAAUGUUGUACUCCUGUCACAAACAGACGUCGGAUAGCUGGAAAUGUAUCUCCAAAACGCAUCCAAAACUCUCCUUCCGUGCAGGCAGGAGAUAAGAGCUCUCCAAAAAAAGUAAAACUAGGGCUCCAUCAUCCUUUAAGUUCUUUGAGAAUAAAGGCAUCCCCUUCAGUGUUCCAUCCAACCAAUGUCCCAUUUUCCUCUACACCAAAAGGAGCCAAGGGUCAUACCCACAAAGGAAAUCUGAGCUCACCAUGGCUCAGCCACAGCAGUCCGAUUAAAGGAAUGCUAAAGACAGGGCAUCCCAUGAAGAAAAAGACUGAUGAGCUGACAGUACCAUCUGAAAAGCAUCAUACCACAAGAGAUUUUGUUGCCACAACUUCUGCAGUCUCAGAAACAAAAGAAAGUGGCCAAGGAGACCAUUGUAUUCCAAACAAACAGGCUGUCAGAUGCCUGAAGGUACAGACGGUGCAACCUGUCCAAAAGCAGCUCAUUUCCAAAGACGGCUUUUCCUUUGGAGAUGGAAAUCAUCCAUCAGAUGGCAGUCAGCGCUGUGCAAAUGUUUUUACUAAACAGUGCAUUGAAACCUGGGCAAAUCUCCCGCCACAUCAGAAAGAAAGGGAACAACAUUUGCGCCUUUAUCACCAGCAGUUUCAACAGCCACCUAUUCUACAACAGAAGUUGACCUAUCAGCCACUUGAGAAGUUUUUAGCCCAAUACAAACCCCAAGAAAUUAGAGUUAAGCAAGAGCAAAGCCUCCCUCCCACUGACUCUCAAUGCAAAGAGGGAAUGCUGCUGGAAGAACUGGACGACAGUGAUUUCAGUGAAGACUCUUUCUCCCCUAUAUCCAACCAAAGGAAGGUUAAAAGAAACACCAAUGAGAGUAACCAACUUUCAUUUUUCCUUCAUCAGCGGGAAGAAGGAAGUGAGGAGGAGAGGAGCCAAGAGAGACAGGGUUUAUUUUUUGAACAUGCAACACGUACACAAGAGCAUGGACUGAAUGACAGCUGGGACUAUGGGAGGGACUCUGCAUUUCCAGAACUGGGGGAGUCUGUUCUAGAUGGAGAGAGCAGUAAGACCCAACCCAACUGGAGCACAGAAGAGGACUUCACUAUUGAUACUUUUGUAAACAAUAAUACUGCAGAAAAACCUUGUUGCUUGCAGGAAGAUGUUGUUCAUAACUGGAAAAACAGCAUAGAUUUACCAGCUGAUGCUAAACGAUACAAAUCUGAAAACAGACAUCUAAUUUCUCCUGGUGAAAGCUCCUCGUUCCCAGAUAAGAGGACACACAGUACACAUGUUCCCUGCAUAUUGGAUUCAGGGACUACAAAAUACAACAAGAUCAGCCUUCCACAUGCACAAAGGGAAGAAUCCAUCAAAGAUGGAUUAACACCAGAGUCAGGAAACCUAGAAGGAAAGAAACUAAAAAAUGGAUCUAGCCCUGGUGGAGCUUCUAAUAUUUCCUCCGAAUUCGCUUCUGAACAGAUGGCCCCUCUGACCAUGUCUCUCCUUGACAAUGAGGAGGCAGCAGAUCCAGAGAACAUCCUUUCUGAGCAGGAAAAGGCUCUCCAAGUGAAACCGAUGUUGGAAAGGAAAAGCUGUAGUCCCAACAAAAGAUUAGAGGGAGAGGCCAGGCAGUUUCUUAAAAAUAAAGCCUCACCAAUGGGCAGUAUGCCUGAGCUGGGUGAACAAAUCUACCCAUGUGAAACAAAGUCCUCUCUGCAGCACACCCCACAAACUGAGAACAAGCGGCUCUCCCAAGCCUGUCGGGGUGCAAAGCCUUCGUGUAACCUUGGAAGUUCAUCUCCCUGGAAUGCACAAAAUUCUAUGAAAGGUUUAUUGGUUGGAGAUGAACACUUGACAGAAGCAUCUGCCAGGUGUGCCGGUGGAGAGAAAGAUGGAUUGUUUCUUCGUAACGUCAAGUGCAGAGAAUCCUUAGAUAACAGCAGGCAUUACGAUGCGGAUGCUGAGAAUACCACUGACAGCCUGUUGAAUGGCCCAGAAAAAUCUAGCACGAGUAAAGGACCCAAUGCUGUGCCCAUGUCUCAGACUGCACAUGCAGAUUUGCUUGAAAAGGUUUAUUUUUCAUGUGCGCCAUCUAUUCUGAAUGCAGGAAGAGGGGAGAGUAUAACCUCCUCCCCCUCUAGAGAAAGCAGCCCGCUGCAGUCCAGAUCAGAAUUCAAGACCCAGGGCUUUAACCAUUCAGAAGGUACCUUCAAGUUGUCAUUCAGUGGCGAGGAAAUAGGGCAGCUGAAGAAUAAACUGAUGCAAAGUAUUUUUACACAAGACCAUUCUGAUGCUGCAGAACACGCUUCAAGAUCCGUUACCAAAGAGAUCAGAUCAUUAGCAAAUCAGACCUCUUGCCCAAAUCCAUCCAUCAUUAGUGCUCAGAUCAAUCUGUCGGAAACAUCGAACCAGCACAGAGAAGACCUGGGAAAGGCACAGCAGGUUGUGAUUCAGGCCCAUCGAGAGCAGCUGGAUGAAAUGGCAUCCCUGUGUUUCAAGGAAGAGACCCUGAUCAAUCAGAUGUCAGCAGCAGACUUUGCAAGCUACGUGAUCAAACUGGACGAAAUCCUGGUACUAAAAUCCAAGUGUAUCCAAAGCAUGCGAGCCCAACUUCAGCUCUAUUUAACCUGUCCUGGCACAGAGUCUGCGCUGCAAAGAACGACAGCUCAUUAGUCCUCUGGGAUGAACAGUGACUAGUCACAGAAGCAAGUGCUCACUAUUUCUCCACCUUAGAUAGCCCUGCAGCAAGGGAGGUAGUUAGGGUAAGGUUUGGCGUGUAGGAUUAGCAUAUUUUAGAUAAAUGUAAGUAAAGGAGAAAUCUGUAGCGAUCUGCUUGGAAGCCGGAGGCUCUGUUGUCUUAGGUGGCAUCCUUUACAAUAGGAAACAGGUGCUUUGAAGCAGUAAUUCUGUCGGCUUCAAAUGUACACUGCAGCAGCAGGUGUCUGUGCUGUUCAGACUAGUUCCUCUCAUUAAAGGCACUUGUGUGCUGCUGGCAAAGUGACGCAGCAAGGAAAACAGAUUGAAACCAUCAAAGGCUCUGAAAAGAGAUGUUCCAAAGCUGCACGAGAAGUGUUUUAAGGAGGGAGGGAGGAAACGCAGGGGAACAGCUGUUUGCUGCAGUAAAAUAACCGGGCAGAUGUUGAAUGAAAAUCUCCUUAGAGCCACACUGGUUUAUAUUUUCAGAAGAACCAAGGAAGUAGCUACAGCCAUUCUGGGUCUUCUUCUAACAGUGCAAAUCUGUUAUCAGGAGGCGCUAAGAGAUGGACAAUACGUGACUUAUGCGAAGGGCUCAUCUGCAAAAAAAACUUCCACUCAAAUUUGACAUCACGUGCUGUAUUGAUUUGACAUUGGUGCCAGCUACUGAGAGGGUCUUAGCCCAGUGGGAGGUGGGAUGUGUGUGAGUCUCCCCACUGCUACAAUGUAUGCAGUAGCACAGUUCUCCCAUUCAGAUGCAGCUACAGAACUGAUUUCCCCUCUGAGCCAGCUGCAAAAUCUCUCCAGCUUGUGGUGGUUGGGUUUAGGUACUUGUUAGCCUCACCAUUUCCUGAGCCACAUAGAUCAGAGCCAUCAACUGGAUCCCUGUACAGCUGCUACGGCCAGGUCUCUCCUGUCCCACAUGUGCGCUGCACAGGAGUAUACCAGCUUAAGCCAUAGGUGACCUUGUAGAAUGUACAGUUUAGAUCAUGUGCUCCAGAAACUGAUCGUAUUCUAAAGUCUGCUCUGAAUAUGCCUAGCACAGAGGGAUCUGAGUUUAUAAGGAACGUUGAUAGAGCUAAAGGGGCUUGAUCGAAAUAUUGCAGUCAGUCAUAAAUAUCAGAGGUGAAAUAAGCGUGUCCUUUGAGAUUCAGAAUUUCCAGGCUGCAACCUGCACUGAAGAGCCUGGAUUUGUGGCAGGCAUUGGUACGGUAACCUUCCAGCGUAUUAGCCACGGGAUUGGGGCUUUGCAAAGAUAACAUCCCAGUGCACAUGUAACAACUUCAAACAAAUGCUCAGGAACAGAAUUCUAAGGCGAGAAAUAUGCGAAGCAACCUUAAUUUCACAAGUGAUCUUUCUAAGUCCUCUGACUUCCCUCGCUGUCAGGACUCCCUCUUCCAUCCAGCUGGCUUGUCGCUGGCAGCAGAGAGCUGUUUUUUCCCCAAGAACUGAAUGAUAGCUGAGGGUUUUCCUGUGUUCAGAUUACAAGCCAGCAUCAAAUCACACUGGAAACCAGCAGCUCCAGGAAACCAGCCAGCUUGCUGUUGCCUCUUAGAAUGCAGCUUUCACAUUUCAGGGAAAUGAGGCAUUUGGCCGUGGAGAGAGAAAGUACCUGUUUUAUAUCCUUCAAGCAUGAUACCUUGGGCAUGUGCCAAGGCAGAUAUGUUUGAUAGUCAACAGCCAAGAAGAAAACCGUGGGGGAAUGUGGAUUACGUCACACUGGUCCCGAGGAGAGGUGGAUGGUUCUAAUUACUGGGUGGUAAGAGGAGAUGUGAUACAGAGUUUCUUUGGGAAUUUUCGGUUAAAACACAAUUGCUGGAAAGCCCCUGCCCUCCCACUCCGUCCCUUGUGCGUCAAGACCAGUUUCAGAACUCAGGAGUGGGGCCAAGAUACAGCAGGCAGCCACCUGGCAUUUUGCAAUAGUCCUGCUUAGCCUUCUCCUGGCAUAAUUACAGAAGACAGCUAGGCACAGUGCAGGUUAGGAGUGGGGAGGGGAGGGUGUGCAGAAGUCACUGGAAAUGGAAAGGGUUGCUCUGGGCAGAUGGUUAUAUGCAGAGCGGGAAGUGAGCGCCUGCCAAGGCUAAGAAUAGAAACAAGUGUCAGGACUCAGUGUCUGUGAGAAGCCGGGGGGGCCCAAAGGCAGGCAGGAGCACAGGUGAGUGACACUACCUCCAUAUGCAGGGAGAAGUUUUAAAGAAAGGCUCGGCAAAGCAAAAGGCUGAAAGUUCAGAGGCAGAAUGGUUGGGCGCGUCCCGGGUUAUUUCACAUGCCCGUUUCUCAGGGCUUGGCCUGAAGAACCCAUUGAUCUUACCAUGCUCUAGGCUGUAUCAGUGACACUGGAUGAGCGAACCAGCCAUCUGCCCAGGUGGUGAGAGCCAGAGUGAUGCAGGGGGUUUACACCGGAGCUGAACCACCAGUGUAAGUCUGGAAUGUGCUCAGUGCUCAUAGCUAGAACUGGUACAUUUCAGCUUUGCAGACUCAUUUCACAGAGUUCACUGAGCAGUGCACGAUUAUCCCUGUGAAUUUUAAGUUAAAGGGCAGCCGAUUAUUUCCUUGUAAAAACUGCCUAAAUUUGAAGUUAAGUCCUUUUGGGUAUUUCAUGUGGCCUUCACCGGAGGUGACAAUUUUUUGCUUUAAAAUAUUUUUUCUCCUGGUAUUGUGUAAGAGACUCUCAUAAACAGGAGCAGAAACUAAGGCACCAACCUUGGCAACACUUGCGUUGAUUGACAUUAAGCACAGCAGUGUAUUACACACCCACUUGGUCAGAGAAUUGGGUUCUGAGAAUAGAGAGGAAACAGUAAUAUUAACUACUCCCGUUGCGGUCAGAUGCACUAACAAUAUUUGUCUCCUCCAGUCAUUGUGUUCUGUCACUUGGAUGUUACUUUAACUCAGGUGUUCCACUUGGCAUCCCUGCACUGGCUGUUGACAGCCGGGAAGUCUGUUAGAGGAUUGCUGAAUAGAGAGCGCACAGAGACUUUUCAAACAUGUUUUGUUCUACGAAGCACCUGCCCACAUAAAAUCACGUACAUGAAGAGCUAAAGUGAAUUUGCUUUUGAAUGUGAGUGCAGUGAGUGGAUGUCAGGGUCUACGGCCGGCUUUUGUGUUGUGCUUAAAAGUACUGUAUUUAAAUUAAAAUUCUAUUGAUUA
Molecule: messenger RNA, 7657 nt
Organism: Pelodiscus sinensis (Chinese soft-shelled turtle)
Lineage: Eukaryota; Metazoa; Chordata; Testudines; Trionychidae
Gene: KIF24
Product: kinesin family member 24
Biological process (GO): microtubule-based movement; microtubule depolymerization
Cellular component (GO): microtubule
Molecular function (GO): microtubule motor activity; ATP binding; microtubule binding
Source: RefSeq, a predicted model, not a curated record